AUAUUUUAAAAUUCAAUGUUCCCUUGUUCUUCCUUUCAUCCUAUCUCCUACACAAUUCGAUUCAAUCCAUGUUUGCUUCAGCGACCAACAGCAACAUCAUUUUUCUACGCUACUGCGGUUUCUUGCUACCACGUGUGUCUGUUAUUUUUCCAUUUUACACGCUCAGGUCAUCUAAAUUAGCCCCAAUGGACAACAACAAUCCCAACACCUCCUCGUACGCUCACAGCACUCAAAGGUUGUUCUGUGGCAGAGGAAUGACUUCUGAUAUGAGAAACGGAAGAGAAAGAGAAAGAACAAGAGGGAGAGGGCGUGGUGGUGGUGGUAGUGGAACUGGAACUGGAACUGGAAAGGACAAAAUUGACGCUCUUGGGAGGCUCAUGACUAGAGUUUUACGUCAUAUGGCAUCUGAAUUGAAUUUGAAUAUGCGGAGUGAUGGUUUUGUAAAAGUUAAUGAUCUGCUACGGUUGGAUUUGAAGACAUUCGCUAAUAUUCCUCUGAGAUCCCACACUAUUGAUGACGUUAGGGAGGCUGUUCGAAAGGAUAAUAAGCAGCGUUUCAGCCUCAUAGAAGAGAACGGAGAGCUACUAAUACGUGCAAACCAAGGCCACACAAUAACGGCUGUUGAAACUGAAAGCUUAUUGAAACCAAUCCUUUCAGCUGAUGAAGUUCUAGUUUGUGUGCAUGGAACCUACAAGAAGAACUUGGAAUCAAUUCUAGGAUCUGGUCUGAAGCGCAUGAAGAGAUUGCAUGUUCAUUUCUCUUGUGGUUUACCAACAGAUGGAGAAGUAAUAAGUGGUAUGAGGCGAGAUGUCAAUGUUCUGAUCUUUCUAGAUGUUAGAAAAGCAUUAGAGGAAGGCAUGAAGCUUUACAUUUCUGACAACAAGGUGAUCUUGACGGAAGGUUUUGAUGGUGUUGUUCCACCCAAGUAUUUUGAAAAGAUAGAAUCAUGGCCAGGCAGACAGCCUAUUCCUUUUUAAAAGUACUGACAUAAUUUUGUUUUUACUUAUGUUAGGAUCAGAGGAUUACUAGAUGAUUGGUAUUAUAUAUUAUUGUAAUCAUGGUAUAGGAAAAAUUUGAUACCAUCAGUUUUUUAACUUUUGAUCAUUGGAUAUACACUAUACUUGCUUUAACUCGUCUUG
Molecule: messenger RNA, 1139 nt
Organism: Gastrolobium bilobum
Lineage: Eukaryota; Viridiplantae; Streptophyta; Magnoliopsida; Fabales; Fabaceae
Exons: 7
Coding region: 69-977 (302 amino acids)
Biological process (GO): tRNA splicing, via endonucleolytic cleavage and ligation
Molecular function (GO): tRNA 2'-phosphotransferase activity
Source: RefSeq, a predicted model, not a curated record